Molecule: messenger RNA, 507 nt
Organism: Aspergillus puulaauensis
Lineage: Eukaryota; Fungi; Ascomycota; Eurotiomycetes; Eurotiales; Aspergillaceae
Product: putative antigenic thaumatin domain protein
Exons: 1
Coding region: 1-507 (168 amino acids)
Source: RefSeq, a predicted model, not a curated record
AUGCUCUUCGGCAAGAUCCUCAGCAUUGCUGCCACUCUGGCAACUGCCUCGGCUCUGCCUCUGAACAACGCUCGCCGUGGUCUCAGCGGCGGUGUCACCAUCGUCAACAACUUGGCCCAGGACCUCUACGUCUGGUCUGUCUCUGGGACCUCUGCGCCCAUGCAGGUCCUCCCCGCCGGCGCGGCCUACCAAGAGAGCUGGCAAAUCAACCCCACCGGCGGCGGUAUCUCCAUCAAGCUCGGCUGCUCCGAGGAUGGCAGCGAUGUCCUCCAGUACGAGUACACCAAGGUCGGCGACCUCCUCUUCUGGGACAUGUCCAGCAUCGACCUCAAGAAGGAAUCCCCGCUCGUCGCCGCUGGCUUCGCCGUCAGCAUUGACGACGACUCCUGCGACACUGUCACCUGCGCUCCGGGUGACUCUGCCUGCUCCGAGUCCUACCAGCUCCCUGACGACGUCAACACCCGUGCCUGCUCCACCAAUGCCGCUUACACCCUGACUCUCGGUUAA